Ipomoea triloba (trilobed morning glory) is the source of this 806-nucleotide messenger RNA. Its product is annotated as NAC domain-containing protein 90-like. Gene Ontology annotation, molecular function: DNA binding. The record is from RefSeq and is a predicted model, not a curated record. Gene Ontology annotation, biological process: regulation of DNA-templated transcription. Lineage: Eukaryota; Viridiplantae; Streptophyta; Magnoliopsida; Solanales; Convolvulaceae. The transcript is spliced from 4 exons. The coding region runs from base 138 to 806 and encodes 222 amino acids.
ACCCUUGCUUCAAUCCUACUCCAUUCUUAAUUAGCUUCUUCUUCUUCUAACCCAGUAAUUAAAGAAAAGAAAAACUCAGAAAUUUGUUCAAGAAGCUUGCUGGAAUCUGGUGAUUAUAGAGCCUAGUGGAGAUCGAUAUGGAGGAGGAGGAUUUCCCACCGCCAGGGUAUCGGUUCUUCCCGACAGAAGAAGAACUGGUGUCGUUUUAUCUGAAACAUAAGCUUGAAGGAAGGUUUCAGGAGCACAUUGAUGUCGUUAUCCCUGUCCUCAAUAUCUACGAUCAUGAUCCUUGGAGUCUCCCACAAUUUGCAGGGAAGUAUAAUCGGAGCGACCCGGAGCAGUGGUUUUUCUUCAUCCCAAUGCAGGAGAGGGAAGCGCGGGGAGGGCGGCCGACGCGGCUGACGGCCGGAGGGUACUGGAAAGCCACGGGGUCGCCGGGGCUGGUGUACUCCGGGAAUAAUCGCGUCAUCGGCGGGAAAAGGACGAUGGUUUUCUACACGGGGCGAGCGCCUAAUGGAAGAAAGACUGAGUGGAAGAUGAACGAAUAUCGAUUCACUGAAAGAGAUGCCUCUAAUUCACCGCAGGAAUUUAUCUUGUGUCGUGUUUACAAGAAGCCCAAGUGCGCCAGGGCGUUUGACAGACGGCCGGCAUGUGUGGCACCGGCGGCGCCACCCGCCGUGGACGGCGGAGAACUACUCGCUCUGCAACCGCCGCCGCCGCAAAUGGCUGCAGCCGCCAAUGACGCCUCCGCAUCGAUCACAAACAGAAGGCUGACCGCCGCCGCAAAUGGCUGCAGCCGCCAAUGA